CCUUCAAUGAAAGCUGAGACGGGGGGACGCUGGCUGCUGGUCCUCAAAUCCACUCCGAGCUCGGACACGAACGCUCUUUGCGGCUCGGUUGUGCCGCAUCAGUUUCACCUUGUGCGGAACUUUUAUCAUCCAAGUCACCAGCUGUAGCGCGUUUAGAUCUGUGACUUUCCAAAAUACCCCAAAAGACAACUUGGAUAGUUUCCCCCCCCUGCCCACUUUCCUCUUAUUGCAGGUGGUCUCGUGUUGUAAGAGGGGACUCCCCUGGUGAUGAAAUGUCUUUUUGGAGAUAGGUGCCACUUUUGGAAAAGUUUUCCACAACUGUGACUCUUUUUUUUUCUGGUGCAAUCUUUGCGUUCGGCUGGUCAUGGCUCUCCUCUCCCGCUCUGUGUUCGUGCUGCUGUACGGAUGGAGUUAUCUUUGCGUCGGAUACUGCGCGAUGCUGAAAACGGACAGUGUCUCCGACAGACGGAAGGUGGAUUUUACGCAUCCGGAGGAUACUAAGCGGCCCGGGAAAGACGACCGGGAGCUGCUUUUACAGGAUACAAUGACGGAGCACAUGCAGACGCUUUACACCAAGUACAACCGCGCUGGCUUUCCCUUCAAGGACGGCAACACCGUGCGCAGCUUCAAAGCGCACUGGGGUACGAUAAACACGAAGCAGCUGCAGAUUUUCAACCUCACCUCCCUCACCAAGUCGGAGGACGUUCUGUCCGCCACGCUUCAUUAUUACAUCGGAGACCUUCAGAACAGCACCUGCUCCCGGUCCAGAAGCUGCGCUCGCCACGGCCCCCGCAGGCACAACCACAUCCACAUGGUCAUCUGGAGCUUCGCCUCUGUGGAUGACAAGAUAAGGACUCUCGGACACUUUCGGAUCAACGUGUCCACCCUCUACAGGGACUUCAUAUCCUGGCAGUGGAAGGACGUCACGCGCGUGGUGGACCAGGCCAAGCACCACGACGAGCUGCUCAUCGGGAUCGACGUGGCUUCGCAAGGGCCCCAGCCCUGGAAGGAGCUGCUGUCCGACCGCUCGCCCUACAUCCUGGUCUACGCCAACGACUCGGCCAUCUCCGAACCGGAGAGCGUGGUGGCCACGCUGCAGAGGCACCACCCGGUGGGAGGGGAGGCCCGCAGGCUGGGGCCGCGUGAGCGGAACCACACGGAACACGAGCUGCAGCCGCCGCCGCCGCCACCCAGGGGCAAGCGCUCGGUCAACGUCCUGCUGCCCCUGCAGAACAACGAGCUGCCCGGGCCCGAGUACCCCUACGAGGCGCCCGGGUGGGACGAGGCGAGUCCGUACGAGCCGUUUCAAAACAAGCAGGCCCGCCGGCCACGCAAGAAGACGCGCAAGAACCCGCGGCACAAGGUGCCCCUGCUGCAGUUCGACGAGCAGACGAUUAAAAAGGCGCGAAAGAAGCAGUGGAACGAGCCCAGGAACUGCGCCCGCAGGUACCUGAAAGUGGACUUCGCCGACAUCGGAUGGAGCGAGUGGAUUAUAUCCCCCAAGUCGUUCGAUGCCUACUACUGCUCAGGGUCCUGCCAGUUCCCCAUGCCCAAGGCCUUGAAGCCCUCCAACCACGCCACCAUCCAGAGCAUCGUGCGGGCGGUGGGCGUUGUCCCCGGCAUCCCGGAGCCGUGCUGCGUCCCGGAGAAGAUGUCUUCCCUCAGCAUCCUCUUCUUCGACGAGGACAAGAACGUGGUGCUGAAGGUCUACCCCAACAUGACCGUGGAGUCAUGCGCCUGCAGAUAGUCCGCUUCCAUCGCGCCGCUCAACGCCCCAAAACUCGCAGAAAAGAAAAAGAAACAUCCACACAUGCAGCCCAAGGAAGGUAAACUGUAACGGAGACACGUGGGAUGGAGGACGUGAAGAGACACAAGAACUGAAGGAAAUGUCUCAGACUCGUCCCGACGCCUCCUUCUCGGCCUGAAGGCGUCUCUCGGUUACCGAGGCUCGCGCUUGCAUGGUCUUUGUUACUCUCUGUGUGUAUUUAUGUCUGUACUAUCACUGUGUUAUUCACUAUAUGAGCAGUUAUUGUGUAAUUAUCGGCUUGGCUGCUAUAAAGAGAUAUAUUGGAUUCCAAAGCCAGGCUUGUGACGUACAGCAGGUCUUUGUGUUUUCAUCACUAUGGUCAGAACACGCGCUCACAGUUUAUUAUAGGAUGACUUGGAUAGGAGACCCAUAAUACCUUUUUUGGCCAUUUAUUUUUGUAAGCAGUCUACACAUGUGAUUUUAAAAGAUAAAAGGAUCGGCAUAUCGAAGGCUGAGGUUAAACCACAGGGUUAUAAAAUCCAUCUGAUGAGCUCAGACAGAAGUAAAAUGAGUCGUUGCUUUGGAGGUUUUAAUGAGCCUGAUAUCUGUUUUUUUGGCAUUGUUGAAAUUCAAAACAUGUUAGAUGGAUAUACACAAUGUAAUUCAUCAAGAAAUUGUUAUAAACUGCCAGAAUGCUCGUAUUCAACAACAAAAAAGUCGGUGUCAAGUCCACGUCCACUGCUGGUCUGGAAUGAGUCUUUUGUGCCUUCCUGCAUGUCAGUUUUCACUCUAAUUUUCAGCAAGUUGAUCAGAACAUAAAAUCUACUGGUGAAUUUGUGUUGCUGGGUCACGUACGCCUUUAAUAUUACUGUAAAGAGUCGUUGUUGCAUGAAUCCUUAUUUGAUGCCGUCAGGCCAGCGUUGAACAUCAGGACGAGCAGUUACCACGUCGUCCAUCAAUGUCAGAGCUCAUGAAACCAAAUAUUUAUUCAGAAGAAAUCUUCUGAAAUCCAGCAGCACCAAUGUUUCAUUCCAUGGACUUGUAUAUUGUUUUUGUACAUAGCGUCUCUUUUUAACGGGUGGUUUUCUGCUUUUGAACUGCGCUCCGUUUCUAAUGAAGUUGAAGUGGAAGCGAGCAGAUGGUUAAAAACGUCUGCAAUGAGUGAACAAAGUGCAUUUUCUUUUGUAUGAAUAGUAUGAAUUUACUCUCAAAUGUAUUUUCAAUCAUUUCAUUUCAGAGACAUUUUUUUUUGUCGAUAGCGAAGGGCCGAUUUUCUGACUUUAUAUAUUUUGUACUGACACAUCUUUCCUCACACCUGCAGUUCUUCUCUGUUCAGUCCCAUCAUGUAAAUGUCGUGCUGUAGGCAGAACAAACUAAACACAAACGCUUGUACAAUAAGCUUCAUAAAAUAUAUUUGUAUAUGGAAAUUACCCUUUAACAUCUAUUUAUUUUCUGUAUGUUGCAUAUCUUGUACAGGUGUGGUCUGUUUAAAGCCCC
Messenger RNA from Pungitius pungitius (ninespine stickleback), 3244 nucleotides. RefSeq names its product bone morphogenetic protein 3 (gene bmp3). Lineage: Eukaryota; Metazoa; Chordata; Actinopteri; Perciformes; Gasterosteidae. Gene Ontology annotation, molecular function: growth factor activity; cytokine activity. The transcript has 3 exons. Gene Ontology annotation, cellular component: extracellular region. Bases 365 to 1747 code for a protein of 460 amino acids. The record is from RefSeq and is a predicted model, not a curated record.